AUCGAGUUCUCUAAUAAUGAAAUACGAAGGUGUCGCAUUGUUCAUUUCGUUAAUUGUCCUGAACGACGAAGUCUACAAUGGACUCGUCGCGAGCCAAUUCAACAAUCCCACUUUCUUUAUGAUCGGCGGCGUUUUUUCUAACAAUGAAAGCAAAGAAUAUUUCAAACGAACGUUGAACAAUUUGAACUUCAACUCACAAUAUGUCAAUAAGGGAGUGACUUAUAAGCACACGGUAAUUGAAAUGGACUCCAAUCCAAUUAAGACCGCUUUGAGCGUGUGCAACUCUUUGAUAGCGGAACAAGUGUACGCGGUGGUAGUCUCUCAUCCCCUUACAGGCGACUUGUCACCAGCCGCUGUGUCUUAUACAAGUGGAUUUUAUCAUAUACCAGUUAUAGGUAUAUCUUCAAGAGAUUCCGCGUUCUCCGACAAGAAUAUUCACGUUUCUUUUCUAAGAACGGUCCCACCGUACUCGCAUCAAGCAGACGUAUGGGUUGAGCUAUUGAAACACUUCAACUAUAUGAAAGUGAUCUUCAUCCAUAGUUCAGAUACAGACGGUCGAGCGUUGCUUGGAAGAUUUCAAACGACUUCUCAGAAUUUGGAAGAUGAUGUUGAAAUUAAAGUCCAGCUAUCACUAAAGUUUCAUUAUCCAAACUGGACAAACGUUGAAUGGAAAUUUUUUUCACUCUUCAACAGAAAAACGGAUGCAAGCGUGAUCUUCCAAGACGCAGCAGAGUUAAAUAUGACCGGUGCAGGAUACGUCUGGAUUGUGACGGAGCAAGCCUUAGAUGCGCCGAACGCACCGGAAGGUCUUCUCGGCUUGAAAUUAAUUAACGCAGAGAAAGAGAAGGCUCACAUCGAAGACAGCCUGUCAGUUCCUUUC
Molecule: messenger RNA, 880 nt
Organism: Heterotrigona itama
Lineage: Eukaryota; Metazoa; Arthropoda; Insecta; Hymenoptera; Apidae
Source: the annotation of a GenBank genome assembly